Molecule: messenger RNA, 561 nt
Organism: Dissoconium aciculare CBS 342.82
Lineage: Eukaryota; Fungi; Ascomycota; Dothideomycetes; Mycosphaerellales; Dissoconiaceae
Exons: 1
Coding region: 1-444 (147 amino acids)
Source: RefSeq, a predicted model, not a curated record
AUGAAUUGGCACUUAAUUCCCUCACGAGCAGCUUUCAUCAGCGAUAACAAGCUCCACAUCCUCAAGACCUCAUACUGCACAUACUACGGAAGGCACUCCGCUUUGAAGACCGCUGGAUGUGGUACCGCCUAUGCGAUUGGUGCCUUUGUUUCAGCGACCGGAGACGCUGCAGCUGAAGGUUACAUCGCCACUGAACUCGGAGAAGCCUUCAAUGGCAAGCGUGACAACCAGACUCCUCGAUUCAUCUGCAUCACCAAGGAUGGUGACACUCUAUGCACCUCCUGGGCUAACUACAGCACUGGCAAACUCCCUUCAGGAGAGAGUGGCGACAUCGAAGGCUUUGCUGUCAAGUGCGGUCAGUCGGGCGGCAGUGCCACUGAUGGCGGCAUUGUGUACAUCUGUGUCAGCAACCGCGCAAAAGGCUGCGGUGCGGCUGUAUGUUAGAGAUCGACGGGUAUGGGCAUGAGUGCUUUUGUGGAAACGUCACAGGGUUAGAGGACAUCAACAGCACACUCGCGGUUCAUCAUUGUGAAAACGCCUGGCUAGAUUCAUGAAUGUCAG